Auxenochlorella protothecoides is the source of this 771-nucleotide messenger RNA. Its product is annotated as putative WRKY transcription factor 4. The record is from RefSeq and is a predicted model, not a curated record. The transcript has 5 exons. Gene Ontology annotation, molecular function: sequence-specific DNA binding; DNA-binding transcription factor activity. The coding region runs from base 1 to 771 and encodes 256 amino acids. NCBI's taxonomy places the organism in Eukaryota, Viridiplantae, Chlorophyta, Trebouxiophyceae, Chlorellales, Chlorellaceae. Gene Ontology annotation, biological process: regulation of DNA-templated transcription.
AUGGAGGCCCACCGGGACUCCCCCCCACUUGAGCUGGCCGGUACCAUGCCUUGGGCAUUCCCCUACAACUACACCUUCAAUGCGCCGUCCCGGAACCGGCAGGACCGCCCCCGGCGAGAGAGCACUGCCAAUGAGGACGGCUACAACUGGAGAAAGUAUGGGGAGAAGCACGUGAAGGGCAGCUCCUGCCCCCGCUCCUACUACAAGUGCAGCUUCCCAGGGUGCCAGGUGAAGAAGAUCAUAGAGCGCAACCUGAAGACCGGCUUCGUCUCCGUCUGCCUCAGCAAGCCUCCGGACCGACACCCCGGCCGGCGCGCGGUGGGGCGGGGUGGUCGAGGGCUUCGCCGGCGCCUGGUGGGCCUGCCCCUGGCCCCCGGCCUGCACACGCACGGCUGCGGUGGCGGCGCCGGCGACCCCGCGUCACUGGACCCCCCGCACGGCAUGCGCGCCGGCGCGCACGAGGACGCCGCCGUCGACGGCGCCACCUCCUCCGACGACCUGGCCGACGACUCGGCGCUGGAGGACGAGGUGGGCUCCGACGACUCGGCCGCCUCGCUGGGCCGGCUGUGGGAGAGCCCGCCCCGCCGCUUCCGCUGCGAGACCCCCCUGGUGGUGGAGCUGGAGACGGACGCCGACAACCUGGACGACGGGUACCGCUGGCGCAAGUAUGGGCAGAAGAUGGUCAAGGGCAACCCGCACCCGCGCUCCUACUACAAGUGCACGCACCCCGGGUGCUGCGUGCGCAAGCAGCUCGACUGCAUGCUCCAGUGA